AAAGGCAAAGCAUACUAGCGGCGACUCGGCUCUCCGAAUUUCUGAAAACCUCCUCCUCUCUCCAUCGCCCUCUCUCUCUCUCUCUCUCUCCCCGCACGUCCUUCUCUGCACAACCGGCUUGCUGUCGGAAAACGUUAGCCGGAAAACCGCCUUGUUCCGCCGGAUCUGCCGUCGUGCUCGUAGAGAUUCCUAUGCUUUCUUGCCUCUCGUAGUGGAAUUAGCCAGCGGAGCGGAAGCAAGGAAGAGAAGCAUGGGAAACGCGAACGUCACCGAGGGAGGGGGCGAGAAUGCCGCUCAAGAGCGCGGCGCGAGACCGGACGGCGCCGGGGAGAACCUUCCGGAUGGUCUUCCAGCGGGGUUCCCGCCUGUACCCGGUCGGAUUGCCAGGCCGCUAUCUCCGCCGCAGAGCCCCAGAAGGUCGCGAUCUCCGAUGCUCUUCGCUCCGCCGACUUUUCAGGUGCCUGUACCUCCACUGGACAGACCUUCAGAACUCCAUUGCAUGUCCAAUGAGCCUGGGGCAAAUCACGCCUAUGAAUCCAUGGACAUUCCUCAAGAGCCGGGAAUCCCAGUUCUAAUCACCUGGAGCUUUGGUGGCAAUGAUGUUGCUGUUGAAGGUUCAUGGGACAACUGGACGUCAAGGAAGACAUUAAUGAGGUCAGGAAAGGAUCAUGUUCUCCUGUUGGUUCUCCCAUCUGGUAUUUAUCACUACAAAUUUAUUGUAGAUGGUGAAUGGAGAUAUAUACCUGAUCUGCCCUGCAUAUCAGAUGAGACGGGCCAUGUUAAUAAUCUUCUUGAUGUGCAGGACUAUGUCCCAGACUGUGUGGGAAACACAGAAGAGUUUGAGCCUCCGCGUUCACCGGAUUCAAGCUAUGACCAGCCUUCCCCAGUCAUGGAAGAUUUUGCAAAAGAGCCGCCUCUGGUUCCACCUCACGUUCAUCUCACAGUUCUUGGAAUGGAGGACGCUCCUGAGUUGCCUCUGAGACCUCAUCACGUGGUUCUGAACCAUCUCUUCAUAGAGAAAGGUUGGGGAUCCGAGUCACUUGUGGCACUCGGUUUAACCCACAGGUUCCAGGAGAAGUAUGUCACUGUCGUUCUGUAUAAGCCAUUAAGAAGGUGAAAGACUAACAGUGUACAUAUAUCGUGUCCCCAUUUCUGUUCACUCAAAUGGCAUGUCUGUUAAAUAGACCAGACUUUCUCGUUUCUCUCGUC
Messenger RNA from Nymphaea colorata (pocket water lily), 1209 nucleotides. RefSeq names its product SNF1-related protein kinase regulatory subunit beta-1. The record is from RefSeq and is a predicted model, not a curated record. Gene Ontology annotation, molecular function: protein binding. The transcript has 4 exons. NCBI's taxonomy places the organism in Eukaryota, Viridiplantae, Streptophyta, Magnoliopsida, Nymphaeales, Nymphaeaceae. Bases 251 to 1117 code for a protein of 288 amino acids.